Anopheles funestus (African malaria mosquito) is the source of this 3341-nucleotide messenger RNA. RefSeq lists its product as uncharacterized. The coding region runs from base 1652 to 3232 and encodes 526 amino acids. Gene Ontology annotation, cellular component: cytoplasm. The record is from RefSeq and is a predicted model, not a curated record. Gene Ontology annotation, biological process: proteasome-mediated ubiquitin-dependent protein catabolic process; multicellular organism development. Gene Ontology annotation, molecular function: zinc ion binding; ubiquitin protein ligase activity; ubiquitin conjugating enzyme binding. The transcript is spliced from 2 exons. NCBI's taxonomy places the organism in Eukaryota, Metazoa, Arthropoda, Insecta, Diptera, Culicidae.
CGCGCUUGUGCAAUAACAGGAACAAUUUCGUAAAACCACCAAAAUUAUUGCGUAAAUAUUAACGAACAACCCUGUGAAAGAGUUCCCCACUACCGAAUAGGUGAGAGCUUCCCUGUGUGAGUUCCUCCCUGUUCCGGGAUCUGUGUGAUAGUGUUUGUUGCAUCCAGUGCUGACAAAUUUAAUUCAAUGCCAUUUCCAAAACAAUACGACCUAAAAUAACACUCAAUACCGGUCGUCGGGAAAUUUCCAGAAUUUCUCGAACAAUCCAGAACAAUCUUUGUACUGGGAAGCAUAAGAAAAUGUAUAUCAAAAAAACACUCAUAAUUGGAAAAUGAUCUGAAUAAUUUGAAUCUGUUUUUGAAGAAGCAUUAUAAUUUGUAACAUACUUUUCCAAGAUUUAGAGAAACUUUAUUUAGUAGAACUUUUAUAACAGAUAGGUAAAAAGAUAACAAAUAGUAUUGAAAUAUGAAAUGAAAUUCUAUAUGACAGAAACCAUGAAAUAGAUCAAGAAUUGUGCAAAAAAGUAUAGAAAAUUGAACAGAACGUAGCUGAAAAACUCGUCACAUCAGUAACGAAAUGAAGAGGACAUUCUAUUGCGAGACACUUUACAAUGGUCAAGGAAAACGUGUCAUCAACAUAAAUGCCGGUGUACCGCUGUUUACGAACCAAAAUAAACACAUGCGAUUAGAGUGGAACACAUGGGGCAAUGUGUGACCGCCCCUACCAAGGAGACGAAGUGCGAAAACAUUGGAUGUCGUUAUAACAUUCAGUCGGAAUGUAAACGGGCAAAUGUAUAUACAACUAGACGUACGAUAGAUUCAAACAACACCAAGAAUAUCCGAUCUCUGAAAACAAAACCCAGAAUAUGAAGAUAUUCACUAUUGCUGUGAUCGAUUGCUGUGGUUAACCAAAUGGAAGAUUACAGCGAAGUCGUCUUGAGGGCAUUCUUCUGGUUCAAAUUUUCGCAUACCUGUCCUGGUGACGCCAUCUCUAAUCCCUAAUCCCAUUUAACACUGCCCACGUAAGCAACGCGGUGUUCCGUACGCGAAAAGGGGUGAAACGGUCAGGCCAUAAUCGGCCUGAUAAUCGAUCGAGUCGACCGUGAAGCGAGAACCAUUUCCAUUCCACUGCUGGGUCAAAUUGCGGAAGUUGUACACACCACGAAAAGCCACGCACCACAGGGAAUUUAGAACGAUACGGAUAGAAAGAGAAAGGAUGAAUGGUGUGAAUUGUGCCCCGUUUUUUCCAUACGGCAUCUUCAGGUACAUUUGAUGAAACAACGGCGGCGCACUGAUUGCCAAAAGCCGCAAUGUGCGUCGCAAUGGUGGUAUGAUUGAUAAGAUAAACCGAUCUAGAAUGCCGCACGAUACCGAUCGGCAAUGAGCGAAGGUGUCGCUCAUCACCUCCAACACAAUAUAUCUGCACCUGCGAACGUAACAGGGAAGAAAGAGGUGUAAAAUGGACGAUGAACCUGAGCUUGAAUGCGAUGAGGUAGAUGAAGAUAGCUGCACCAUAAGUCAGUUGAUAUGGUUCGUUGCAGUCCGCGGUCAGUAGUUACUGCAGCGUCGCCGAGUCCGGUUCGCUCAGCUUAUCCAACCAGUCAACGUUUUUUGUUCCCGGAACCCGUUACGACGAUCAAUCGGAUUUGCAGAUGGAAUCCAACAGCACUCAAUCAGACCCUUGUCAGCCAGAUAUGCCUGAGCCGGAGAUGGCAGUUGUGCGGAUGCGGUCUCUAGAGGAACCCCAAUCACCGAGCAUCCGGUCGGAUCUAUCCGAAUGUCGCAAGUCGUCACUGUACGUGUACGGUGACGGUCAGUUCAGUAUUACGCUCAAACACUACGACAGUAUUGUGAGCGAGGUGAAGUGUCCGGGAUGUGCGGAACCCAUGGAUGGACCCAUCACCAUGUGUGGCACCGGUCACAGUAUCUGUGCUAUCUGUCGUGUUAAGCGGGGCACCUGUCCCCUGUGUGGAGAUCGAGUUACCGAGCUGCGUAACUACACGCUGGAAGCCAUUGUUUCCAAGGUACAGUUCCCUUGCAAAAAUGCCACCAAGGGCUGUGCCGUACGACUUCCUCUGCAGCUGUUGCGCUGGCAUAGAGAACGGUGCGGUUACAAGCUUAUCGAGUGCUUCAUGGGUAAGGUUUGGGGAUCGUGCGGAUGGCAUGGCUGUGAGCGAGAUUGGAUGAGCCACUGCCUGGAGGCACACGCCGAUCACGUGCACCAGGAACCGACGGUGGAGCUUCGCUGGGAGUUCGGAGCAGAAGCUAGUCAACGCGCCUCCGAAUUGCAACUGGUAGUCGCCUAUCACGUACUCCGUGCCUACGGUGAAUCCUUUAACCUAUACCAAGUGUACGAUCAGGACAGUAGAACCGUACUGUGGACGGUUAUAUGUGCUACUAAAGAGUCGAAAGUUAGUGCUCGAUUCGCGUUUGAGCUGGAACUAUAUUCACCAGUCGACAGUUGGAAGCUGUUGGUCCAGCGCUUCCCAUGCCAUUCGGAACUCGAUCCAGACUUCCUGAAGGAUGGCCACUGUGCUAAGAUUCCACUCGCUGAUGCGCUGCGUUUCAUGACGGAAGAAAAGGUUUUACACUACCGAGUACGAGUCCUUGAGGUAGGCCCUUCACGUAGCCAAAGCCUAAUGAAGUUAAGCAAUGGGAUGGGAAGCACCGCAUCAUCAUCGCACCUACCAACCAACUACUGCUGCAAGCACAUCGAAAAUGUUAACCUGAAGGCGGUCCCCGAAGGGAACAUCAUCUGUAGAAAGCAGCAGCCAUCUAUCAACACCGAUCCGGCAUCCGCUCAGGAUGAUGAUGAAGUUUUUCUGCCCUACGCGGAUGCUGAUGAUGUGACAAUCGACGACACACUCGGCCGAUCAGUGCGGGCUCAAUGUGAGCCUAAUACGCGAAGUCGUUCGUCGAGUCUGAGAUUGGCCACAUCCGUUCCGAUGUUGGCGCAACCGGUCCAACGUGAUGAUGCUGAACCCCAUCAGGAGGUCGAAUUGCAACCGAUCCAACAAUUGGUGCGCGUUAAAAUUGCUGAACGGGAGCAAGCGGUGAAGAUGCACGCUCAGUACACCGCGCGGAAAUCUUCGGCAAAGACAAACGGCACUGUAGAACGGGGUUCUAGCGAGAGCCUCGCUCUGAAACCUUCAAAGGGCACGGGAUUAUCAAAGUUUUACAACGUCACCAUGUACAAGGCAGCCAAAUUUCUUGACAAAAAGGGCAUUAAGUGAAGAGCUUGAUAAACUGGCCUGCUUUAGCGUUAGUGCUUAGAUUAGUGUGUUAAACUAAUGCAUUUUAACAAAGGUUUUGUCGUAAUAAACCACGUAGAUUAGUCUUUAA